CCCGCAACCGAUUUGAACUGCCUCACUACUUUGUCUAUACUUUACAUCCACACUCCAAUCAUCUGGCAAUAUGGCGCCGCCUCCAGGCCGCCGCAAAGGAGGUCAAGGGCCCCAAAAACCAUUCCAGCGGCCCAGACUCCUCAAGCGCAAGAGGGAAGAGGAGGAUCUGGAAGCCCUGUCGAAAAGAGUGGCCGAGUUGGACCCCAAGGCUUCGACGCCGCCAGAACUCUUCACAGACUUACCACUGUCCGCCGCGACACAGGAUGGCCUCGCCGCAUCACAUUUCAAGACCAUGACGACGAUUCAAAGUCGAACCAUCCCGUUGGCAUUACAAGGGGCUGACAUUUUGGGCGCCGCAAAGACCGGGUCUGGCAAGACUCUUGCGUUUCUCGUGCCUGUACUUGAAAACCUCUACCGCAAAAGAUGGACCGGGUACGAUGGCCUUGGGGCUCUUAUUCUCUCGCCGACUCGAGAAUUGGCGAUCCAGAUAUUCGAGGUGCUGCGAAAGGUCGGACGCAACCAUACAUUUUCGGCCGGAUUGGUGAUCGGCGGGAAAAGUCUACAAGAGGAACGGGACCGGCUGGGACGGAUGAAUAUCCUGGUGGCCACUCCGGGCAGGAUGCUACAACACAUGGAUCAAACGGCCGAGCUCGACAUUGGCAAUCUGCAAAUGCUGGUGCUGGACGAGGCCGACCGAAUCAUGGACAUGGGAUUCAAGGCCACUCUUGAUGCGCUGAUCGAACAUCUUCCACGGGAAAGGCAGACGCUGAUGUUCAGCGCAACGCAAACAAAGAGGGUUUCUGAUCUGGCUCGACUCAGUCUGACUGACCCCGAGUUUGUGUCUGUGCACGAGGGAGCCGAAAGUGCCACGCCCUCGACCCUCCAACAGAACUACAUUGUCACCCCAUUGGCCGAGAAGCUCGACGUUCUGUGGUCGUUUAUCCGCGCGAACGUCAAGAAGAAGAUUUUGGUCUUCCUGAGCAGUGGCAAACAAGUGCGUUUCGUCUACGAAGCCUUCCGGCACCUGCAGCCGGGUAUCCCCCUGCUUCACCUACACGGGCGACAAAAGCAGACUGCCCGCUUAGACAUCACGACCAAGUUCUCCAACAGCAAAUACGCAUGUCUGUUCUCGACCGACGUUGCGGCACGAGGCUUGGAUUUUCCCUCGGUUGACUGGGUCGUCCAAGUAGACUGCCCCGAAGAUGCAGAGACAUACAUCCAUCGCGUGGGUCGCACGGCACGGUACGAGCGGGACGGGCGAGCAGUCAUGUUUGUGGACCCCAGUGAAGAGGAAGGCAUGCUGAAAGCGCUGGAGAGGAAGAAAGUAACUGUGGAAAAGAUCAACGUCCGGCAGAAGAAGAUGCAGCAGACGAUCAAAACUCAGCUGCAGAACAUGUGUUUCAAGGACCCGGAGCUCAAAUACCUGGGCCAGAAGGCCUUUGUCAGCUAUGUGCGCAGCGUGCACGUCCAAAAGGACAAGGAGACCUUCGACCUCAAGAAACUAGACCUCGAAGCUUUCGCCGCCAGUCUAGGACUUCCUGGAACGCCGAGAGUGAAAUUCGUCAAGGGCGAGGACGCAAAGGCCCGAAAGAAUGCACCACGACAACUGCUGGCCGCGCUCGAGAGCGAAGGUAGUGAGGAUGAAAACGGCGAACGCAAGCAAAAGAAGAAAGACGGCGUCAGGACCAAAUACGACCGCAUGUUCGAGCGACAGAACCAGGACGUUCUCGCCGAGCAUUACACGAAAUUAGUUGAACACGACGAAGAUGGAGCCGCGUCUGGGGAUGACGACAACGAAGACAACGAAAUGGACUUUUUAUCAGUCAAGCGACGCUUCGACGCCGGCGACGCAGCCCUCGACCAUCAAGGCGACCGUCGUCGUCCUUCCUCCUCCUCCUCUGACUCUGCAUCAGAAUCCGAAUCAGACGCCGAAUCAACAAUCAACAAACCAUCUUCCGAAAAGCGCCGCCGUCGCUCCUCAAGCCACCAUAACGUCAGCGGCGGCGAAACAGACGCCAACGGCGUGAAAGUCAAAACCAUCAAACUCUCAGACAACCCAGCCGCGGAACCCCUAGUAAUCGACUCGCACCGACGCGAAAAACUCCUGAAGUCCCGCAAAAAACUACUUAAAUUCAAAGGCCGCGGCGCCCAUUUGACAUUCGACAGCGACUCCGACACGCCCAAGGACAAGAAGGCGUACCGCGACGAAAGCGAGUUUGGACCCGAAGCCGCCGAGGCCGAGAAGCGCGCGUUCCUGGAGCGCGAGCGCGAGCGGGCCCGCGAAAUGGACGAAGUCGACAAGGAGAUUGCACGGGCCAAGAGACGCGAGAAGAAAGAGAAGAGAAAGGAAAGAGAGAGACGCGAGCUCGAGACCGAAAGGGAACUCAUGGCGCCGCCACGGCUGGCUACGGCUGAAGACGAGGACUACGAAGAAGAAGACCAACGGCCCUCAUUGGAGCAACCGCCGCCGUCGAAACGACAGCGGAAAUGGUUCGAAGAUCCGGCUUCGGAUGAUGAGGACGAGACGACAGCAGACCGUCACAAGACGAAGAGCAGGAAGGCGAAGAGUGCCCGCCACGUGGAAGCAGCAACAGCAGAACCGCAAACGCUCGAGGACCUCGAGGCCUUGGCGUCCGGGCUGCUUGCGACGACGACGACGACGUAAUGGUAGUAGUCACAGUAUUUUCGACCCGACUACUACUUGAAUCACUAUUUGUCUCCGUUGGAUAGGCUACUAGUUAGUAAGUGGGAGAAAGUUUAUCCCACCACUGUAUACCGUACAUACUCUUGCGGGAUUAUACCCCUUUUCGCUCAGGACUCCAAAAGGACCUUACUUUCGGUAUCAGCCAGAAAGCCUCCCCGUCCAUCCCAAUCCCUCGCCUUGGAAAUGACCAGAGAAGCGUCCUAUUCCUUCACAAAACAGGACGGAAGAGCUCACUCGGCAAGCGGUCAAUCGAACGAUGUCUCUGGCCUGGUCCCCAUCGCUGGAAGGUGCUAUCUAUAUAUAAUAAUCACAAAGACUACUUCAAUGAACCCCACAGACACUCCUACCUCCCACAUACCUACAUUUAUUAUCUACCUACAGUACAUUCCCUGCAUACCCGACCGUACAGUACCCAUAGGCGUGAAGACUGGAGAAGCUACCUGGGUACACAG
Messenger RNA from Exophiala dermatitidis NIH/UT8656, 3156 nucleotides. RefSeq lists its product as uncharacterized. Gene Ontology annotation, cellular component: nucleus. Gene Ontology annotation, biological process: rRNA processing. The transcript has a single exon. The record is from RefSeq and is a predicted model, not a curated record. Bases 71 to 2665 code for a protein of 864 amino acids. Lineage: Eukaryota; Fungi; Ascomycota; Eurotiomycetes; Chaetothyriales; Herpotrichiellaceae. Gene Ontology annotation, molecular function: ATP binding; nucleic acid binding.